Molecule: messenger RNA, 2750 nt
Organism: Malania oleifera
Lineage: Eukaryota; Viridiplantae; Streptophyta; Magnoliopsida; Santalales; Ximeniaceae
Product: calcium-dependent protein kinase 26-like
Exons: 7
Coding region: 772-2541 (589 amino acids)
Biological process (GO): protein autophosphorylation; peptidyl-serine phosphorylation; intracellular signal transduction
Cellular component (GO): nucleus; cytoplasm
Molecular function (GO): calmodulin binding; calcium/calmodulin-dependent protein kinase activity; calcium ion binding
Source: RefSeq, a predicted model, not a curated record
GAAAUAAAUGACAUCGUUUCGUAUUAUCCGAACAGGUCUUUUAAAUCAAACUGAACGCGGGUUUGGAAAAUGGGGAAAGGUUCCAACGGAAAAACCUGCCUUUUCUUUUCUUUCCCUCGUUUUUUUCCUCCUCAUUUUCUUUUUCUUUUCCUGCUUUUCUUGCUCCCGCAAGUAAGGAAGGCGAGAAAAUCCUACACACGCACACCCUAGUGCAAGAACCAUCAUAGACUUAGCCAGCCCACUGCCAGAAACAUUCAAUAUUUAUAAAUUAAAUUGAGUCGAGACGCGGUAGAUGUUGAUGACUAUUUCUUAAUUCCUCAGUCUACUUUUCUCUUCGUGGGUAUUUUUAAUUCUCCGCCAGCGUGCCCAGGAUUUUUAUGAUCUGGGUAUUUCCUCUUUUUUGCCUUCGAAUCGCUCAGUUCGAAGAAAAUUACUCAUUUGGAUUAUUUGGGGCGGGCUUUUAAUUAGGGUUCUUCACGGUUGUUAUUUAUAUACGAUUGGCUUUCUGUGAGGAAUGGUGCUCUGAGAUUGAGUUUGGGUUUGUGGGUGUUCUUUUUUUAAUUUUGAGUUUUCCUGUAGUUGGAGAAGUGAGUGAUUUUGGCAUCAAUGACAGAUAAGCUUGUAGUUGAUGAGUGAAGUUUUAUUUUGAUGUUUUCUAACUGAACAUACUUUUGAAGAGGGAAGAAUUGAGUUACAGUUUGUGUGUGGUGCAUAGUCUUAAAUGCCAGAAGGAGCGAAAGAGUUCAGAAAGAAUAUAGAGUAGUAUAUCAGAUGGGAAACAGCUGUGUUACAUCUAAAUUCUGGAAUGAGGGAUUGUUUCAGCUCAAUUCUCAUUCAGUUUGGUGGCCCCAAUCUUCAGCCAAGAUUAUGUCUCAUGCUAUUGAAGAAAAUAAAAGUGAAAAGCCAUGUGUAAUUAAGGAGAUUGAAGUUCCACCACCUGUUCAAGAGAAGCCCCCAGAACCAAUGAAGAUAGUUAAGGAAGAGCCUAAACCGGUGCAGGCCACGAUACCAAAGGAACCCCACCAUGUCAAGGAAGUUCCGGUUGCAAGACCAAAGAAACCCCAGCAGGUCAAAAAAGUUUGGAGUGUGGGACUUCAGACCAAGUCGGUGUUGAGAACAAAAACUGGUCAUCUAAAGGAACACUACAAUUUGGGGAAAAAGCUUGGGCAUGGGCAGUUCGGAACAACUUUCCUCUGUGUAGAGAGAACAACUGGAAAAGAGUAUGCUUGCAAAUCCAUUGCAAAGAGAAAACUGUUGACAAACGAUGAUUUGGAAGAUGUGAGGAGGGAAAUUGAGAUAAUGCAUCACUUAGCAGGGUACCCUAAUGUUAUUUCGAUCAAAGGGGCUUAUGAGGAUUCCGUGGCAGUUCAUAUUGUCAUGGAGCUAUGUGCAGGAGGUGAGCUCUUUGACAGGAUUGUUGAGCGUGGGCAUUAUACAGAAAAGAAGGCAGCUCAACUUGCUAGGACUAUAGUUGGUGUUGUAGAAGCCUGCCACUCGCUGGGGGUCAUGCACCGAGACCUUAAGCCUGAGAAUUUUAUUUUUGUCAAUGGAAAAGAGGAGUCACCUCUUAAGACAAUAGACUUUGGAUUAUCAGUAUUCUUCAAGCCAGGGGAAAUUUUCAGCGAUGUGGUUGGAAGCCCAUAUUACGUUGCACCUGAAGUUCUUCACAAGUGUUAUGGUCCAGAAGCAGAUGUUUGGAGUGUUGGGGUGAUCAUUUACAUUCUCUUAUCUGGGGUGCCUCCAUUUUGGGGAGAAACCGAGCAAGAGAUAUUUGAGGAGGUUUUGCAUGGUGAUCUUGACUUUUUAUCUGAUCCGUGGCCUAACAUCUCCGAAGGUGCAAAAGAUUUAGUUAGGAGAAUGCUUGUUAGAAACCCUAAGAAGCGGUUAACUGCCCAUGAAGUUUUGUGUCACCCUUGGCUUCAGGCUGAUGGGGUGGUUUCAGACAAGCCUCUUGACCUUGCCGUCUUAAGUCGCUUGAAGCAGUUCUCUGCCAUGAACAAACUCAAGAAAAUGGCACUCAGAGUCAUUGCUGCGAGUCUUUGUGAAGAAGAAAUUGCUGGGUUAAAAGAAAUGUUCAAGAUGAUAGACACAGACUGUAGUGGUCAAAUUACUUUUGAAGAACUGAAAGCCGGCUUUAAAAGAUUUGGCAGUAGUAAUCUUAAUGAGUCUGAAAUUUAUGACUUAAUGCAGGCUGCUGAUAUGGAUAAUAGUGGCACGAUUGAUUAUGGGGAGUUCAUAGCUGCUGCAUUGCAUUUAAACAAAAUUGAGAGGGAAGAUCAUCUCUUUACAGCUUUCUCCUAUUUUGACAAAGAUGGUUGUGGCUAUAUCUCUCGAGAUGAUCUUCAACAAGCCUGCGAUGAAUUUGGCAUGGAGGAUGUUGAUUUGGAGGAAAUGAUCCAAGAUGUUGAUCAGGAUAAUGAUGGCCACAUUGACUUUAAUGAAUUUGUAGCCAUGAUGCAAAAUGGGAAUGCAGAUUUUGGUAAGAAGAUUCAACAGAGUCGUUUUGAUGUUGUAUUUAGGGAGGCAGUGAAGACUUGUUGACCACUGUUUCCCCUUUUUGUUCUCUCUUUUCUCAUGGUUUUGUGAAAGUAUACAACUCUAGAAAGUUCAUGAGAGGAUAUCAUCAGGUGCUUGUAAAUAGUAGAUGCCGCUUCUUUUUGCAUUUGUUGAAUUUACUCAUUUGUUCUGCUGUCUGGAAUUCUUACUUGGAAUAGAUUGUGCAAUAGAUUCUGCUAUCUGCUUUUCAAAAA